Octopus sinensis (East Asian common octopus) is the source of this 1394-nucleotide messenger RNA. Its product is annotated as peroxisomal 2,4-dienoyl-CoA reductase. Bases 214 to 1080 code for a protein of 288 amino acids. Gene Ontology annotation, biological process: fatty acid catabolic process. The record is from RefSeq and is a predicted model, not a curated record. NCBI's taxonomy places the organism in Eukaryota, Metazoa, Mollusca, Cephalopoda, Octopoda, Octopodidae. Gene Ontology annotation, molecular function: 2,4-dienoyl-CoA reductase (NADPH) activity. The transcript is spliced from 8 exons.
GCCUUAUUUUCCGUUUCAUGUGGAAAACGAAAAAGUCGAUUAGCUCGAGACUGGAGAUAAACACGCCUGUUGCAAUUCCUGAGAGAGAGAGAAAGAAAGAGUGUGUGUGUAUUUGGUCACGCACUGAGCACUUUUGAUGAUAAGUUUGGUUUAUCAGGUUUGACCUAUUACUAAACAUUAACAAAGGAGAUAACAACUAAAGACAUUCAAAGCAUGGCUGCCAGUGGAGACGAACCAGUCUGUUUGGACUAUGAAUAUUUAUACCAUCCCGAUUUACUCAAGAACAAGGUAGCAUUCAUCACUGGAGGUGGAAGUGGAAUAUGUUUUACCAUCGCUGAGAUCUUUAUGAGACACAACUGUGAUACUGUGAUUGCCAGUCGCAAACUGGAGAAAUUGGUUAAAUCUGCAGAAAUUCUAGAGAAAGCUACAGGCAAACAGUGUCUCCCUAUCCAGGCAGACGUAAGGAAGCCCCAUGAAAUUCAAAACGCGGUUGAUAAAGCACUGCAGAAAUUCGGAAAAAUAGACAUUGUGAUCAAUGGUGCUGCCGGCAACUUCCUGUGUUUGGCCUCCAAUAUGUCAUUCCAUGCUUUCCAAACUAUCCAAGAAAUUGACACCAUGGGAACCUUUAAUGUCAGUAAAGUGGUCUAUGAGAAAUACAUGAAAGAUCAUGGAGGUGUCAUCCUCAAUAUCACAGCCACUCAACAUUACAGAGGAGUACCAAUGCAGUGUCAUGUAGGUGCUGCCAAGUCUGCAAUUGACGCUUUGACAAAGCACCUUGCUGUGGAAUGGGGACCCAAUGGUAUACGUGUGUUGUGUUUAGCACCAGGACCUGUGUCUAACUCAGAAGGUUACCGGAGACUAGUUUCUCCAGAAAUUUCUGAAGCAGUGUUACGUGAGCAUGUACCUAUUGGGCAGAUUGCAACCCGAAGUGAUAUUGCAAAUAUCGCUGUGUUUCUGGUCAGCAAAGCUGCUGGUCUUUUGACUGGUGUUACUGUGGUAGCAGAUGGUGGUCAAUGGAUGGGAAGUUUGAAAAGUUGGACAAAUCAAAUUAUGCUAACAAAGAAACCUGCAAAACUUUGAUUGGUUUGUGUGUGUGUGUCAAUAAAUAUGUGUAUGUAUGUAUAUGCAUUUGUGUGUAUAAAUGUAUGUACACAUGAUUGUAGAACCAUAUGUAUGUGCAUAUAUGUGUAAAUGUCUACCUGUGUGUGUAUGUGUGCAUAUGUGUUUGUGUAUCUGUCUGUGUUCAUGUAUCAGUUUAUCUGUGUGUAAACAUCGAAACAAAUAUCAAUGGAAAUAGUAGUUGUGAUACCUGUGCCGGUGGCACAUAAAAAGCACCAUCCGAACGUGGCCGUUGCCAGCGCCGCUUCGACUGGCUUCCGUGCCGGUGGCACGUU